Molecule: messenger RNA, 298 nt
Organism: Bemisia tabaci
Lineage: Eukaryota; Metazoa; Arthropoda; Insecta; Hemiptera; Aleyrodidae
Source: RefSeq, a predicted model, not a curated record
CCGCUUGAGAACAGACCUCUUUUCGUUUUCUGAGCAGUUUUUGAUAACACGUUCCGAACCAUUGUACGAUAAGAACGAGCUAUGCGGAACAUAAUUUUCGCCGACAAAAACGGCACAAGUAAAAGCGCGAGGAAGAGACGGGCACUGAUCCUAGACCAAAGCGAAUGGCAACAGUUAGAAAAACCUAUCGCAGAUGGCGAGGAGAGGAGGAGGAGGAUACAGCGGGAAGAGGAAAAUAAAAGAGUACAAGCGGAGGAGCGGAAGAAGAUGCUUGCAAACUAUAAACUUCUUAUUUCGG